This is a messenger RNA of Anopheles coustani, 1341 nucleotides long. Its product is annotated as lipase 1. Gene Ontology annotation, molecular function: hydrolase activity, acting on ester bonds. Bases 1 to 1239 code for a protein of 412 amino acids. NCBI's taxonomy places the organism in Eukaryota, Metazoa, Arthropoda, Insecta, Diptera, Culicidae. Gene Ontology annotation, biological process: lipid metabolic process. The record is from RefSeq and is a predicted model, not a curated record. The transcript has a single exon.
AUGAUGCAGUUACCAGCAAGCAGAAGGAAUUUGCCCUCGUGGUUCGUGCUAGUUCUAGCGGUAUCCGUGGCCUCGCCGCGCGCGACCGUUGCCCAAUCGGAUAAGAUAAGAUUUCGAGUGGACAGUGAAGAUGGGCAGCUUACCGUGCCCCAGCUGGUUGCGAAACACGGCUACCCGGUGGAAGAGCAUCCAGUAACGACGGACGACGGCUAUCGGUUGAUGCUGCACCGGCUGCGAAGUAACCGCCCAAAUGCACUUGUGGUUUUGCUAAUGCACGGAUUGCUGUGCAGUUCCGCCGACUGGUUGCUGAUCGGUCCGGGUAAUGCGCUUGCCUACCUUCUGGCGGACCGCGGGUACGAUGUCUGGCUGGGAAAUGCUCGCGGUAAUCGUUACUCGCGUCAGCACGCCAGCAUCAGUCCGGCAGCGAAGAGUUUCUGGAAGUUCUCCUGGCAUGAGAUCGGGUACUACGAUAUUCCGGCCAUGAUCGACUAUAUUCUCGAGAGUACGGGGCACGAUCAGUUGCACUACGUCGGCCAUUCGCAGGGUACGACCGGGUUCUUCGUGAUGGCCUCCACCAGACCAGAGUACAACGCAAAGGUGAUCCAGAUGCAGGCGCUAGCUCCGGUGGCGUACAUGGAGCACAUGAAGAGUCCCCUGCUGCUGAUGAUGACCAAAUUUCUCAACACACUCGACACCCUGCUGGCCAUGUUUGGCGUUGGCGAGUUCCUUCCCAACAAUCCGAUUCUGCACCAAAUCGCCAAAUACAUCUGUCCUACGUCGACGGUGAACAACAUGUGCGUACAUUUGCUGUUCCUGCUGGCCGGAUACAACCCAUCCCAGAUGGAUCCAACGCUGGUGCCGAUUUUGCUCGGGCACACGCCUGCCGGUUCGGCGACGAAACAGCUGGUACACUACGCGCAGGAGGUUCACUCGAGACGGUUUCGUAUGUACGACCAUGGGCCGGUCAAAAACUACCUCAAUUACCGCUCGUUGACGCCACCGGAGUACGAUCUGUCGAAGGUUACGGCACCAGUGGUACUGUACUACGGGUUGAACGAUCUGCUGGCUGCCCCGGAAGACGUGCAACGGCUUGCCGCACGGCUACCAAAUCUACAGCAUAAUGUGCGGGUUAAUCACACGCUGUUCAACCAUUUGGACUUCCUUAUAGCGAACGACGUAAGAAGGUUGUUGUAUGAGGAAGUUAUUGAGAGGAUAGCCGCUACUGAAGAGUCGGAUUAAGAGUAGGAAAAUAAAUUAUUUACAAUCAUUUUUUUUUUCAAUAUAUGUGAUUUUCCGUGUUCCACUAUCAAUAAGCAUUUGUUGCAAGAGAUAAGGUAAUAA